GAUAAACCCUAUUUACAUCCGUCUCUACCCCUCCAAAACAAUCUCUGUCGACCUUCAUCUUUUGCUUUAAUCAAUACUUGGAGAUCGGAGAGAGAACAACCAUGGCGACGUCGUCCGAAUCUCGCGCGCUGCUGCUCCUCCUCGUCUCCGCCGCCUCCGCCUUGCUCCUCCUCUCCUCCUCCCCCGCCGUCGUGGACGCCGUCUGCGUGCCCCGCAAGCUCACCUCCUUAAAGUCCGUCGCCGUCGAGAAGCUCCCCCAAACUCCCGCCUCCUUCAAGGGGCCGUCGUCCCACGCCCUGGCCUCGCUCGUCGCCUCCAAGGCCGCGCAGGCGGUCGACCACACGGUGGUCGACAUCUGCCACCGGACGGACUACCCCGGCAUCUGCAUCUCCUCCGUCGGCGCCCACCUCAAGGGGACGGCCAACCCGCUCUCGAUGCUCGCAGCCGAGAUCGAGGCCUGCACGGAGAAGACGAAGAGCGCCGCCGCCGAGGUCGCCACGCUCUCCGCCGAUGCUUCCGCGUUGCCCGCCGAGAAGAUGGCCCUCAGCACCUGUAAGGAGAACUACGGCUUCGCCCUCGACAGCCUGACCAACGUGCAGAAGGCGAUCGCGGCGCACGACGUCGGCACGCUGAACAGCGAGCUCAGCGCCGUGAUCACGUUCGCCAGCACUUGCGACGACGCGUUCGUCGAGAUGAGCGUGAAAUCGCCGCUCACGGGGGCCGACCGUAUCCUGCAGAAGCUCGGGAGCAACUGUCUCGCCAUUGCAGCUCAAGCUCGCUUGUGAAUGUAGAGCGAAUCUUAUUUAUCAAAUCGGCGGAUGUGCUGCAAAUCCGUGCUUGUUGCGCAGAAUGUCAUUUCGCAGUUGCGUCUAUCUAUCCACGCUUUGAUCUAUACAUAA
Molecule: messenger RNA, 899 nt
Organism: Syzygium oleosum
Lineage: Eukaryota; Viridiplantae; Streptophyta; Magnoliopsida; Myrtales; Myrtaceae
Product: pectinesterase inhibitor
Exons: 1
Coding region: 102-785 (227 amino acids)
Molecular function (GO): enzyme inhibitor activity
Source: RefSeq, a predicted model, not a curated record